Vanderwaltozyma polyspora DSM 70294 is the source of this 2034-nucleotide messenger RNA. It is a transcript of the gene SRB4, whose product is annotated as Srb4p. Gene Ontology annotation, biological process: regulation of transcription by RNA polymerase II. NCBI's taxonomy places the organism in Eukaryota, Fungi, Ascomycota, Saccharomycetes, Saccharomycetales, Saccharomycetaceae. Gene Ontology annotation, molecular function: transcription coregulator activity. Gene Ontology annotation, cellular component: mediator complex; core mediator complex. The transcript has a single exon. The record is from RefSeq and is a predicted model, not a curated record. The coding region runs from base 1 to 2034 and encodes 677 amino acids.
AUGUCUGAUAACGAUUCGGUUAGAUUGGAUAAAGAGAAAGGUAUUGACCUGGCAUUAGAUCCUAAUUUAAUUGCACUUCCAUUAUAUAAUUCUUCUGGAUCACCUUCGUUGAAACCAACCUUGGAUAAGGAAGUUGAAGGAUCUAGUGAAAAUGAAGUACAAAAUUUUAAAAAUGUGGAUAUUUCUAACAAAGAUCAUUUAUUGGUAAAUAACCCUUAUGAGGUAUUUGGACAGAUGCCAUUGGAUCAGUUUAUUCCAUUGAUAUUGCAAGAAAGGGGAUCUGGAUUCAAUUUUGCUGAUUUAUCUGAGGAUACUUUACUUCAAGAAAUUCAAAAUAAGGAAUCCUCUGCAAUUGACCUUGGAGAAGCUACCAGUGAUGUCGUUGAUGCCAUGGAUGUGGAUUUCUCAACUGAUGUUCUUGGUGAGCCAACAUCUGAUAUAAAUAACACAACAAACUCUGAAAUUACUAGUAAGAAUAGCGAUGCUGGAUUAACUGUUGGAAAUGUAGAUACUCAAAAUGACCAAGUAUCUCAAGAACAAUUUAUUAAAGCAAAGAAAGAAAUGAUCGAAGGUGUCAAUCUUGCCAUUAAUGAAUCUUCAUUGGCACUAGAAUUCGUAUCAUUAUUGUUAUCAUCUGCUCGUGAAUCGGCUGCUAUUUCUUCAUUAUCACCAUUUUUAAAGAAGACUGUACCAAUCAAUUCAUUAAACAGUGAUAAGAUACCGUUGGAGGAAAAAACCAAACAGGAUCAAUUGGCACUAUCAGUUUUAAACAAAGGAUGGAAGUUGAAAAGUUUAAACGAAUCUCGUCAAAUCUUAAAAGACAAUUAUACUUCUAUAUCUCGAACGCUGGAGAAAGAGCAUGAAUAUUGGAGAAAGAUAUCCAAAUAUAUCACAAAUAAGGACGUUAUAUUUAAGUUAAGAGAUAAAGCUACAAACCAAAAAGUUUUGGGUAUAAAAUACGGUUAUGAAGAUUCUGGAUCAACUUAUAGACGUGAUAGAGGCAUUGCCAGUUUAAGAAAUAACCCAGAAACAGGCAAACUAGAAUUAGUGCCAUUAUCAAAAGGUUCUAACGAAGUAAGUUACGAAUCAGGAAAUGAUAGGUUUAUCAGAGUUAGGAUAUAUACUAAAAUUGAGUCAGAAGAUGAUGCUGUAUUGAGUGGUGAAAGUUCAUUUGAUAAGAUAUUUUUUGAAACAAAUGAACAAAGUAACUCUGAAGAUAUUAGAGGACAAAUAUCGAGACUAAAGGCAUUGAUCUUCGAAAAAGAAUUAAUGUAUCGUUUGAAAAAAGAAUGUACAAAAUUAAUAUCAUAUGGUGUAACAGUAGAAAAUGAGAAUAAAAUAGUUAUAGAACUUCCAAAUGAAAGAAUUGAAAUUGACUAUUUAUCGAUUCAAGAUUCUUCAGUUAUCAAUCAUGAAAGAGAUGCACCAAAGAUAAAUGAUAGACGCGCUACUUUAAUAUUGAUCACAUUAAGACUGCUUCUAGUGGCCAUGUUCAAGAAAGAACUUAAACAAAGACUCGAAUCAUCUAAGAGGACAACAAACCCAAAUAUCGAUCAUGAUAUAUUAUUAAUAAGACCGGUAUUAGGAAAAAUUCGUCAUCAUAAUCAUAAAAUUCUAUUGAAACGAAUACUAAAAGAACAUGUUACUGUAGUUUUGGAUGGAACAACAAUAACUGAGGUUCCGAAUGAUCAAAUUCCGCAAGACAAAAGUGAAACCAUUACUUCAGCAGUUGAUAUUCAUAUCAAAAAACUAAGUAAAGAACUAGAUGCAUAUUCUGAAUUAUUACAAAUUCCAAUUUCAAACUUUAAGAUUGAGUUGCCUAAUAAAGGUCGUUUAGAAAUCACAUUAAAGAGUCCAAAUUACUGCAAUGCAACAACAACUGUACAAUACUUGAAUGAUUCUGAUGUAAUUAUAUUUGAUGCUAAAUUUUCAGAAUUCAAAGAAAUUGAAGAAUUCUUAAAUUUCAUUGUUCAUGAAUAUAUCAAAGACAAAGCUGUUACUCAACCUGUAAAAGAAGAAACCUCAGCUAUAUAA